CUCAGUCUUCUCUCAGCGCUCCGGAGUCACUCCGGUUCGAUAGCGGUGGGAGCAGCAUCCAACCCCUGAGAAGAAAAUCUGACAGCAUCCAAAGCAGCUUCCAGCUUCCCCAAGUGGUCACCGCGGCGUGGUGGCACCAUGUUCGUUGCCAAAGGGGCUUGGACAUUGGUGGCCCCAGGACAACUUCCUGCCCACAUCCCUCCUGCCCCAGGACCAUCCCUGGAGCCAUCCCUCCCCACCCACCAGCUCAACAUCCCCGCUUCCCCACCUCAUCCCAGCCCUCACCGCUGCUCCGACUGCGGCAAAACCUUCGCCGCCCGCUCCCGCCUGGCUGUUCACCGACGUGUGCACACAGGUGAGCGACCUUUCUCCUGCCCCCACUGCCCCAAACGUUUCAGCCAGAGCUCAGCACUGGGUUUGCACCUCCGUCUUCACACCGGCGAGCGACCUCACGUCUGCUCCGACUGCGGCAAAGCCUUCGCCGUCUCCUCACACCUGGCUGUUCACCGACGUGUGCACACCGGAGAGCGGCCCUUCGCCUGCCCCCACUGCCCCAAACGUUUCAGCCAGAGCUCAGCGCUGGCUCUGCACCGCCGUGGACACACCGGGGAAAGGCCUCACGCCUGCACUGACUGUGGCAAAGCCUUUGCUGUGGCCUCACACCUCACAGCUCACCGCCGCAUCCACACCGGGGAGAAGCCAUUUCCGUGCCCACGAUGUGGGAAGUGCUUCAGGCAGCGCUCCGGACUCGUCACGCAUCAGCGGGGACACAAGUAGGAUUGGGGAUGUCA
This is a messenger RNA of Phasianus colchicus (ring-necked pheasant), 791 nucleotides long. RefSeq lists its product as uncharacterized. NCBI's taxonomy places the organism in Eukaryota, Metazoa, Chordata, Aves, Galliformes, Phasianidae. Gene Ontology annotation, biological process: regulation of gene expression. Gene Ontology annotation, cellular component: nucleus. The record is from RefSeq and is a predicted model, not a curated record.